Messenger RNA from Adineta steineri, 660 nucleotides. The record is from the annotation of a GenBank genome assembly. Lineage: Eukaryota; Metazoa; Rotifera; Eurotatoria; Adinetida; Adinetidae.
AUGCACAACACCACUAAGCUUCGUUCGGCACAUUCAGCAGCUAUUGACAAUACUUUAAUCAAAGGAAAUAUACGAAAUGCUAUUAUAUGUCGACCAUUGUCACAUCAACGAACAAUGCCAGGAAUUAGGCAAACAGCAAAUGGUGUGAUAAAUUCAAUUGACACUGAUCAUACUAAUGAGGUUAUAACUCAUUCAGUUUUGAUCGAUAAUGCAUCUCGACGACGAGGUUUUCUUCCAUAUUAUUAUCGAAACGCAAAUACAAUGGAAGCCAUUCGUCGUCAACGUACACAACAUAAACCAUCAUCAAAAGUUCCUCCAACAUUUCUUCCAUUAUUUAAACGUUCGGCAACACAAUCUAAUCUAACCGGAGUUUUAACAAAUACUGAAACUGAAUUAACAGAAAUUAAUUUAAUUAUACAUGAUAAAUCAAUGAAAACGAAUCCUCAUUUAUUACCAGCUUAUGAAAGGCAACUAAAAGGUAUUAUUAAUAUGAAUGAUGUUGAAUUUACAACAGAAAUACCUAAUUCAUUAGAAUUAAUUUUACAAAAUCCAGCAAGAAAAUCAGUUGUAGAACGUAAUUUACUAGAAUCAUUAAAUCGACAACGUCUGGAGCAUACACGUUAUCGUACUUUACCAAUAAAUCGAACACCCCGUGUCUAA